GUCUCCUAGGGUUGAGGCGGAAACGGGGACCUAAGGAGGGUUGGGGAGGACUGCUGUCGCGUGUGGAGAUUGCGUUUACCUGGUGAGCGGUUGUGGCGAGAGACCGAAGGCUCAGCUCGGGCCGCCCUGCGUCGUGAGCGGCCUCAUGGCGGUCCGAGCGUCGUUCGAGAACAACUGUGAGAUCGGCUGCUUUGCCAAACUUACUAACACCUACUGCCUGGUGGCCAUCGGAGGAUCAGAGAACUUCUACAGUGUAUUCGAGGGAGAGCUGGCCGAUACCAUUCCCGUGGUUCACGCGUCCAUCGCCGGCUGCCGCAUCAUCGGCCGCAUGUGUGUGGGGAACAGGCAUGGUCUCCUGGUGCCCAACAACACCACCGAUCAGGAGCUGCAACACAUUCGCAAUUGCCUCCCGGAUUCAGUGCAGAUCCGGCGGGUAGAAGAACGGCUCUCAGCCCUGGGCAAUGUCACCACCUGCAACGACUACGUGGCCUUAGUCCACCCAGACUUGGACAGGGAAACAGAAGAAAUCCUGGCUGAUGUGCUCAGGGUUGAAGUCUUCAGGCAGACAGUGGCUGAUCAGGUGCUGGUAGGAAGCUACUGUGUCUUCAGCAAUCAGGGCGGGCUGGUGCAUCCCAAGACUUCAAUCGAAGACCAGGAUGAGCUGUCCUCUCUCCUUCAGGUCCCCCUUGUGGCGGGCACUGUGAACCGAGGCAGCGAGGUGAUCGCUGCUGGGAUGGUGGUGAAUGACUGGUGUGCCUUCUGUGGCCUGGACACAACCAGCACAGAGCUGUCAGUGGUGGAGAGUGUCUUCAAGCUGAACGAAGCCCAGCCUAGCACAAUUGCUACCAGCAUGCGGGAUUCCCUCAUUGACAGCCUCACCUGAGUCACCUUCCAUGCUGUUCCCUGGCUCCAGGCCCUGGACUUGGGCUCCUUCUUCACGUCCCACCCAGUCUGUCUUGGAUGCUGGCAGGGCAGUGGCAGAGAGCUCACUUGGACUCGUGGCUGGAUGCCCAGCCCUUCACCUGUGCCCAUCUCUUGAAUCUAUAGCUAAUGUAAAAAUCUGCCACAUCAUGCUGGCUGGCAGGUCCUGUGGCUUCUGGUUGAGAGCUCUUUUGUCCUGUGCCACCCCAUUAAAGGGCAGUUUCCUCUGAC
Sus scrofa (pig) is the source of this 1152-nucleotide messenger RNA. It is a transcript of the gene EIF6, whose product is annotated as eukaryotic translation initiation factor 6. Gene Ontology annotation, biological process: cytosolic ribosome assembly. Gene Ontology annotation, molecular function: ribosome binding. The record is from RefSeq and is a predicted model, not a curated record. NCBI's taxonomy places the organism in Eukaryota, Metazoa, Chordata, Mammalia, Artiodactyla, Suidae.